UUCCUGACGGUUGGAGCCGGUGAACCGGAGCACCAAAUCUAGGUGCAGGCCACCGACAGGCGGCGCACAGGAAUGGACGAGACGAGACAUUCCUGCCACGAGCACGACAACCCAUUUGACGAUAUUCUCCUGUGAGAAGACACGGAUACCAAAGCCGUCGCCGCAGCGAAUUGACCUCGCAAACCCCAUAAAGCGCAGCACUAUCCGUAAGCCCGUUCUAGACUCUGGGACACUACGAGACCGCCGAGACACAACGAAAAGCCGAAUUCUACGCGUCCUCCGGGGUCCAGCGCACACAUUUUUACCGCUCGGAUCAGUUGACCGAAAACCUCUCCCACUUACUUUGCAAGAGGGGCGGACAAGAUGGUGGGCAAAGUCAGUGAGCGCGUUCUCCUUCGGGAAGGCCUGGAGCGGACCGACAAUGGCAUGAAGCAGACGAGUUGGCCGGAUGUGGCCCCGAUCAACCAGAAGAAUUAUUAUACGGAUUACAUGAAGCGCGAUGACCAGAUCCUCUCACUCCGGCUUCAAGGCGAGGCAAACAGAGACAGACUGGUGCAGAACGCCAAAGACCGCGAUCGCGCCCUCAACAACACUGCAAAUGGGGAGGUCCCGCUUCCUCUCGACGACCUCCAAGGCGAGGAUGGUCCGGGCCCUUCAACGGCCUUUAUGGAUCCAUCCAAGAUAAUCGUAAUACAUCCGGGGAGCCAGAACCUGCGGAUUGGAUUUGCCAGCGACGCAUUACCCAAGACCAUCCCCAUGACCCUCGCAACCAAGUAUUCCCAAACCGAGUCCGAGAUGUACGAAGCCCUCCCCAGACGGCAGUUUGAAGGGCGAACGAUGGAUCAACAACACGGCGAGGAGUGGGCAAACAAGUAUCAAAAGAUGUGCAAUGACCUCAAGAUCGACAUGCGCGCAAACAAGCGCAAGGUGCUUCCCAACUCGAAAGAUUUGGUGGUCAACUUCAAUCGGAGGACUGAGCCCGAGGUGAUUUCGCAGCACAACGACCCGUUGCAGGUAGAGUGGACGGAUGUCAACCCUCCUGGAAAUUCCGGUUCGGCUGCACCCGUCUUUAUUGGGCAGCAGGCCCAACGAAUCCCAGAUAAUUCGGAUCCCAAAUUCAAGCUUUGGUGGCCGAUCCAGCACGGCUGGUUAAACGAAGAUGAUUAUCCCACCAAGACACAGUUGAUCAACGACCUCGAGACCCUGCUCGAGCAAGCCUUACGCUUGGAACUAGGUCUAAAGCCGGACGGAGACCGAAAACAAUACAGUUGCGUCCUGAUUAUCCCGGACCUUUACGACAAACGGUAUGUUGAGCUGCUUCUACACAUCUGCAUUGAGUGGUUCGAUUUCAGCCGCGUCGCAUUCAUUCAGGAGAGCAUGGCGGCUACCUUUGGUGCUGGCUACACGCAAGCUUGCGUGGUUGACGUGGGUGCCCAAAAGACAUCCAUCUCCUGCGUCGAAGACGGUCUUUGCAUAGAGGACUCAAGAAUCAACCUCAAGUAUGGCGGCUACGACGUCACUGAGACCUUCAUCAAGAUGAUGCUCUAUGACAACUUUCCGUACCAAGAAAUCAACCUUCGCCGGCGUUACGACUUCCUUCUGGCGGAGGAACUCAAGAUCAAAUACUGCACCCUCUCGCAGGCUAAUAUCUCGGUUCAAAACUUCGACUUUCACGUACGCGCCCCGAAAGAGGUGACGCGCAAAUACCAGUUCAAAUUCUACGACGAGGUCAUCUUGGCUCCCAUGGGCUUCUAUGACCCCUCCAUAUUCGAUAACUCGGUCAAACUCCGCGGUCGACGCAAGCUGAUCGACCGAUCCUACAACGCAUACGAUGUAGAAGUGCCUGAUGAUCCGGCCUCGGCUGCUCAGCUAGGCAUCCUGGCACUCAUACAGCCGUCAGUCACGGCCACGGCAGCCAGCUUCAGCGGUGCCCCCGGGGACAUGGCAACCCCGAGCAAAGAACGAACCCAGCCCUUCAACUUUCUAAACCGCGGUGAUGCCACCGCUACUCCUGGCACAUCCAAGGCGCCGUCCCCGGCGCCCGACGGCGCCAGCACGCCGGUUCCAGCCCCUUACAUCUUUGGCUCUCGCGACCCGAACGGCAGCCCGGCGCCGAGCGGUCGCAACGGCGGCACCCCGGCGCCGGCCAACGGCACUUCAAUGCUCCCAGCUACCUCGUUCGACGGCCUACCGCAAUCCCAAAUCCAGCAGCGCAGCGCCAAGUCGCUGGCAGCCGAGCGCGACGCCGUGCUCCCGAUCGCCCCGCUCGACAUCGCCAUCAUGACGAGCAUCCAGAACGCCGCCAAGGGUGACGAGAAAAAGGUGCGCGAGCUGCUCGGCAGCAUCAUGGUGGUGGGUGGCGGCGCCAAGAUACCGCACUUUACCGCGUUCCUGGAGGAGCGUCUCAAAGCGCUCCGGCCGGACCUGGCCGACCGCAUCCUGGUCAGCAGGAGCGCGAGAGAGAUGGAUGAGCAGGUCGUUGUUUGGAAAGGCGCGAGCGUCUUUGCCAAGCUGUCGACUAACGACUCGUGGAUCACGAAUUAUGAGUACAAGAUGCUCGGCAGCAGGGCGAUUUACCACAAAGUGCUUUGGCAGUACUAGCACAUGAUGCUCGUAGGACCGGCUGGAGGAAGGUUUGGCAUCUGGCCGGAAGGUUUCUUUUCACGUAGCGGGGAUGGUUGGAGUUGCGGCGUAUGGGUAUGUACAGACAAUGUGGGUAUGUAUCCUGACGGGAUUGGGUGAGAUACCUACAUAUAGAACCGCUCUUGUGCUGAAGUUUCAGACUAGAUUGAUCAUUGCGGCUGUAUCCCACUUCAUUUAGUGACUGCCAUGAGUGUAGUGGCGGAAUAGGCAUAGGCCUUGAUUGGCAUUGGACUCUACCAUAGGUGUAUAGUCGCAGACCAAUAUGAAGUCCAGGCAACGACAAAAUGGAUGGCC
Messenger RNA from Canariomyces notabilis, 2937 nucleotides. RefSeq names its product ARP8-like protein. Gene Ontology annotation, biological process: double-strand break repair; regulation of DNA-templated transcription. The coding region runs from base 364 to 2601 and encodes 745 amino acids. Gene Ontology annotation, cellular component: Ino80 complex. The transcript has 3 exons. NCBI's taxonomy places the organism in Eukaryota, Fungi, Ascomycota, Sordariomycetes, Sordariales, Chaetomiaceae. The record is from RefSeq and is a predicted model, not a curated record.